This is a messenger RNA of Cyprinodon tularosa, 1817 nucleotides long. It is a transcript of the gene pthlhb, whose product is annotated as parathyroid hormone-like hormone b. The record is from RefSeq and is a predicted model, not a curated record. Bases 31 to 540 code for a protein of 169 amino acids. Lineage: Eukaryota; Metazoa; Chordata; Actinopteri; Cyprinodontiformes; Cyprinodontidae. The transcript has 3 exons. Gene Ontology annotation, biological process: osteoblast development; regulation of chondrocyte differentiation; bone mineralization. Gene Ontology annotation, molecular function: hormone activity; peptide hormone receptor binding. Gene Ontology annotation, cellular component: extracellular region.
UUGUGUGUGGAAUUUACCCAGAAGAGUUGUAUGUUUGGGUCAAGCAUGUAUUCUUUAAUGCUGCUUCACCAGUGGAGUCUGGCUGUGAUCUUGCUGUGUUCCCCAGUGACCUUUGAAGGGAGACCGGCUGAUGCACUCAUUAACAGACCGAGAAGGUCGGUGAGCCACGCACAGUUGAUGAAUGACAAGAGCCGUUCCAUCCAGGAGCACAGGCGCAAAACGUGGCUACAGCAACUGCUGGAGGAGGUGCACACGGCUGGUGAACACGCUCCACCUGUGCAGAGCAGGACCCAGGGCCAAACGUCCAGUGGGAACGUUCUACACCAGAAGCCCCAAGGGGCCAGCAAGGACCUUCUAGAGAAGUUUAAUGUGGACAGAAUAGGUCCCCACCUCCCCCAGGAGACCAUCAAGGCUUCGCCAUACAAAGACCAGGACUUAAAAGUUACCACCAAGAGGAAAAAAAAGGUCCGGUUAGGCAGACGCAGAGAGAAUGAAAAGAAGAGGAGAAGAACCCCUUCUGCCGUUGGAAAUGGGCCGUGAAUGGAUGAGGACCAAUGGGACCUUUUUCUAAUGGUGCUGCAUUAAGACACUGACAAGGACUGACACCUGGCAGACUGUCUCAGAAGUCAGGGUCAUGCUUGUAUGAUAAAAUAGUCAUAUUUUUGUUUUUUGCAUACUUUCUGGAUUUUUUUAACAUGAAGUCUUAGGUCCAUAUUUAUUAGUAGGAUCUCUGCACCUGUAACUUGGAUGUCCUUUGUAUGCCUUGUAAUCUAUAGCCAAACUUGUACACAGACUGAGCAGACUAGGAAAUGUUUAUUUCCUUUGGUACAGGAACCACAUAAAGGAGGUUAAGAGAACUACUUUCUUUUGGCUCUGCAAACGUCGACCAUCUUGAACCAGGAAUUCUAAGAAAACCUUUCAGUUAAAACAGUCAUGAAAAAGAAGGUACACCCUGUUUCACACAGAUUUGAUGUUAAUCGGCAAGUUUGAGUGUAAAAAAAACAAAGAAUGUGCAGUUUAAGCAGUUUUAAAAGCAACCAAAGUAUGUAGAAAGAAGGGAAAGACAAAGAACGGGAUGAUAGCUGCAUGUGCUAGUGUGCAUGUGCUGCCCAUCUUUUCUUCUACAAAUAAAUAAAAGACAGAAGAGGCUGUCAAAGUGGAAAAAGGCCUGAAUUGUUCUAGCAGAGUGUCUGACUAGCAGGGCUGUGAGUUGUUCAUUGUACUCAUUUUUUUUUUUUACUUUAGAUGGCUCUGUUAUGCUUCACUCAGGGCAGAAGUUUGAACAUCCAGGAUGUGUGGGGUUAGGGGCUCUUUUUUGGCUCUAGACCAGUUAGUUAUGCAGUUUUGUAAAUGAUUAAUAAAUCCUUUUAGCUUUGCCAGCUUCUAAAAUUAUUUAUUUUUAACUUUUGUUAUUCAUCAAACAACCAUAGGAAUUUACUGAACCAACUAUUGCAGUAACGACUUAAGUGAAGUCAUGAGUCUCACAUUAACACAGAUGAGUUUUUGAUGCCCUCCUUACUAUAUAAUGUUGCUUAGAUAUUCUUGUAUAUGACCCAAUUCUAGCUCAGUUUUGGAAAUAUGGCCUUUAACAAUAACCUCAAGAGUUCUUUAGUAUGUAGACCAGCUUAUGGUCAGUAAAAAGGUUAAAAGUGGGCCCACAUCCAGUGGAUGACCACCACCAUGCUUGACAGCUGGUAUUAGGGUGCUUCUAUGUCCUCUGUUCGGCUGCCAUUAAAUAUGCAGUUUGGUUUUAGAGCUAAACAAAUGGGAUUUGUCCAAAAUAAAAUGAUCCAAAAGGUUAUAAGUUAACAAAUAUG